Suillus plorans is the source of this 315-nucleotide messenger RNA. RefSeq lists its product as uncharacterized. The coding region runs from base 1 to 315 and encodes 104 amino acids. Lineage: Eukaryota; Fungi; Basidiomycota; Agaricomycetes; Boletales; Suillaceae. The record is from RefSeq and is a predicted model, not a curated record. The transcript has a single exon.
AUGGUUCAAAGCAUUACUGAGUGUGAAAAGCCCAUGCGCAUGCUCCAGGAACAGGAGGCAUACUCAAAAAUGUUCUACACAACUCGUGUUCAGCCAACUGUUAAAGGAUCCCUGGAGAAAGCUGCUCAUGAACACAGGACACUUACCAAUGGUGAACACGUCACUCUUGUGAAGAAGGAGACUGUGAUGUUAUAUGCCCAGGAGUCGCCUGAUAUCAAGGACCAAGUGAAGCAGUAUCUCAAAGACCAGAAGCAGCAGAGAAUCCAAGAUAAGCAAAUCAGAUGGAGGCAAACAUGUGGUGAUUACUCAUGGUGA